Messenger RNA from Fomitopsis serialis, 2931 nucleotides. RefSeq names its product Cas1p-domain-containing protein. Gene Ontology annotation, molecular function: transferase activity. NCBI's taxonomy places the organism in Eukaryota, Fungi, Basidiomycota, Agaricomycetes, Polyporales, Fomitopsidaceae. The coding region runs from base 336 to 2882 and encodes 848 amino acids. The record is from RefSeq and is a predicted model, not a curated record. The transcript is spliced from 6 exons.
ACUUGCACUUGAAUGACGAACCGCCAAGCGCCCAGCCGCCACGCGGAUUGAUCAUGGUUUGCGUAAUCUGGAUCUGGCUGACUCAGCAGCUCGGCGUUAUCGCGCGCUUAACCCCGCUGCUGUACCGACUCGGCUCCAAGGGCGCUGGGCUGUGUCUACACACCACCACGGACCUCGUUAGCUUUCAGACGGACUUCACUGUCUUCGUGCUGUUCCUUUCUAGCAGCCUGCCUUUGCACUGCUCAAUCCCAUGCCACUUUGCUAGCCAUCAGACGUUGGAAACCGCUGCACGUCACUCAGGUUUGUGACUGGAGGCUGGUCGACUCGAGCUCGGAAUGCCUCCACGACGAUUCUCGUUGUCCAUCAACCCCCAGUGGUCACAUUAUGUCUCGAUAGCAUCUCUUGCUUUAGCACUUCUGCUUGGCUUUGUGCGCUACGCCGUCAUCGACCGCGCUGACCCAUUGCAUUGCGAUGCGCUCUUGACCGAAGGACAAUGGUUAGAUGACAAGUUCAACAACUGGCAACCAGAAGGUUGCAUGAUGCACACCUACAGCCCCAAGGACAUCUCGACAUGCAUGCGCAACAGGCGCGUCGUGUUCAUCGGCGACUCUGUGACCCGCCAGCUCUUCUUCCAGCUCGCGCAUACGUUGGAUGCCAGUCUGCCCACCACCCCGCCAGACGACGAGCACAAGCACGCGGAUUACGCCUACACUGCAGCAUCGUCCGCUGUGCAUCUAUCCUUCAUCUGGGACCCAUAUCUCAACUCCUCACACGCUCAAUCUUACAUCAACUCCACCCCAAGCGGACCGAAUCUACCGUCCCUCGCCGACACAUCCGAUCGCCCAGCCCUGCUCGUCUUCGGCUCUGGGCUAUGGUACCUUCGCUACGGCGAGUCGGGCGGACUACCUGCAUGGGAGGCUAGGAUCGAGAGCACGCUGAGCGCGCUCAACCGCGCCCACACACAGCCCGCCGACACGGUCGCCCUUCUCCCCGUGUCGGACGUCGUCUCCGCGAAGCUGUCGCGCGAGCGCGCGGAGACAAUGCGCGCGCCGCCCGUGAGUGGAACGGCAGGAGGGCGGCCACACGUGGGGCUCCCCCUUGUGUUCAACUCGAUGUUGGACGCGAGCCAGACGGACGAUGGGCUGCAUUUCUCGAAUGCGGUGGUGGGCACGCAAGCGCAGGUGCUGCUAAACCUGGCGUGCAAUGAUGUGAUGCCGAAGAAGUUCCCGAUGGAUAAGACGUGCUGCAGAAGGUACCCAUGGCCUAGCCCGCUACACUCGCUCAUCCUGGCUGUGGCGAUUUUGUGGGGCCCUGCUUGUGUAUUGCUCGCGAGGAGAGUCGCCCCACGGCAAAACGGACAGCCAUUCAUCGGCGACCAAGAGAUGCCUGCUGUCGUUCUGAGCGUGGCUGCCGCACUGAUAUACUUGGCUGAUCGAACCGGGAUUUGGCUGAAGGAGCAGAAACAGUUCAGCCCAUGGGUGUUCGCAUUUCUCUCCCUUCUCAGUCUUGCCGUUGGUCUGUGUACCAUGCAACAGGCCGACAAGGACCUUGGCUUCCUUAACCGAGAGCAGACCGACGAAUGGAAAGGCUGGAUGCAGAUUGCUAUCCUCAUCUACCAUUAUACCGGCGCGUCGAAGAUAUCUGGCAUCUACAACGUCAUCCGCGUUUUGGUCGCGUCAUAUCUCUUUAUGACGGGAUACGGUCAUACAUCUUUCUACAUCAAGAAGGCUGACUUUGGAUUUCUACGAAUCGCUCAGGUCAUGAUUCGAUUGAACCUGCUCACCCUCCUUCUUGCGUACACCAUGAACACCGACUAUCUCUUCUACUAUUUCGCGCCCCUCGUCUCAUGGUGGUUCCUGAUCAUCUACGGCACAAUGUUCGCCGGGUCGCAAUACAACGAUCGCACCGCCUUCGUCCUUGUCAAGAUCCUGCUCUCCAUGGGGCUCGUUACUUGGAUCAUGUCCGAGCAAUGGAUCCUCGAAUCUAUCUUCGACUUCCUCUCGCGCGCGUGCGGGAUCCACUGGUCCGCACGCGAAUGGGCCUUCCGCGUCAACCUCGACCUGUGGAUCGUUUACUUCGGCAUGCUGACCUCGCUUGCGGUGAUCAAGAUCCGCGAGCACCGGCUGACCGACCACCCUCAAUGGCCACUUGUGGUCAAAGGCGCCAUUGGGCUCUCGGGCAUCGUCCUCCUGUGGUUCUUCGCAUUCGAGCUGUACCAGCCGGACAAGUUCGCGUACAACCUGUGGCACCCGUACAUCUCGUUCCUCCCUAUCGGGGCGUUCGUCGUGCUCAGGAAUGCGAAUGUGAUCUUGCGGUCGGCAUCGUCGAGGACGUUCGCGUUCAUCGGGACGUGUUCGCUGGAGACGUUCAUCAUCCAGUACCAUCUCUGGCUUGCGGGGGACACCAAGGGUGUCCUGCUCGUCAUCCCCGGCACGCGUUGGCGCCCCGUCAACCUCGUACUCACGACAAUCGUUUUCGUAUACGUAUCAUACCGCGUUGCACAAGCGACAGGAGAAAUCACGAACUGGGUGUGCGGUACGACGAAGCCUCAGGCGCUCCCGACAGUCGCAGAAAACGCCACCACGUCUGGCCGCCGCAGCCACCUCAGUACACCUGCGAGCGAAGGCGAGACGAUCUUUCUCGUCCAACAAAACGCAGGGCCCUCGAAGGACGACGAAGAGACGCCGAGCGCAGACACGCCCUCGCGUCCACAACGGCGGUGGGUCGACCGACUUGCGGAGAGCACGUCGCCAUCAAGUUCGUCAACUCCAGGCUUCAGGGUGUGGUAUGGAGAGACAGAGUGGAAACCGGGAGUGAAGACGAAGGUAGGAAUAGCAGCAGUUGUGAUGUGGUUGCUAAACAUAAUGUGGCCACACCCAUGAAUGUUUGGACACCGUUCAUUGCAUCAUGACAUUCGGCUAUAUACACAGU